Exaiptasia diaphana is the source of this 2499-nucleotide messenger RNA. RefSeq names its product putative histone-lysine N-methyltransferase PRDM6. The transcript has 5 exons. NCBI's taxonomy places the organism in Eukaryota, Metazoa, Cnidaria, Anthozoa, Actiniaria, Aiptasiidae. Gene Ontology annotation, molecular function: protein binding. Gene Ontology annotation, cellular component: nucleus. Bases 395 to 1750 code for a protein of 451 amino acids. The record is from RefSeq and is a predicted model, not a curated record.
AGCGGUUURAGACAUUUCUUUUGUUGUGUCUUGAUUAAUUCGAUGAGGAGUAUUCCCGCCACGGMUYAACCAAUCACUAGCAAGCAUAUACCACGUGAUGAAGUCAAAGGGAAUAACAUAAGAAACACGUGUGGCGACUUCUCUCGGAAAAACUAAAUCCCCAAAAUAAAGAGGAUAAUCUAAACUUAAAGRCAAUCUCGGAAAACGACCUGGAAAAUUCAAAAACCAGCCAGMACAACAGGGAUAAGGAAGCGGCUUUCGCUUGUCGGCGAGACGUAUAUCUUUUCUUUCUAUCGAUCCAAGGGUCGGCCGCUUGUGGGACGAAAAAGUGGGAAAAAUUGUGGUGGAAAAGAAAGGAAAUUAUCACGACUGUAUCUAGAUUGGAUUCAAUAGAAUGGGAGAGCGUUCAAGAACAAGCCCUUCUGCACAUUUUACAGUCGUACCUAGUACUUCUAAAGCAGUAAAACCUUUGUUGAGUGUCGAGGACGUAUUCAACUAUCUUUAUGGUUAUACUCCGGUUCGACUAGUGGACCCAAUACAAUUACAACGAGACAGAGCAAAGCUGGCACAGCUCACAGACAACGAAGCAAACAAGAACAAACACUGUUGUGAAUUGUGUAAUGAAACUCAUGAUGGAGAAUGUCCAAUGCAUGGACCAUUACACUCACUGCGCAAACUCGUCACUACUGGCCACACCCAAAGUCCCCUAGAAAACGGAACAAUCCUGAAGUUCCCGGAUGAAGUUUGUUUAUGCACAUCCAGCAUUCCUUGCGUUACGUAUGGGGUGUGCGCACGGAAACGCAUUCUCGCAGGGACGUGGAUUGGACCGUACGAAGGCAAACUCGUUAGACCCGAAGAUAUCACAAAAGAUACCGACACGCAAUACAUGUGGGAGGUYUUUCAUGAUGGACAAGUCAGCCAUUACCUGGACGGCAAGGAAGAGGCUAAUGCCAGCUGGAUGCGAUUCGUGCGGUGUGCAAGGCAUAAAAAAGAGCAAAAUAUGGUGGUGUUUCAGUAUCAUGGAUGCGUGUAUUACAGAACAAUUCGCGAUAUCAUGGCWGGACAAGAGUUGUUAGUUUGGUAUGAUGGACGAUACUCACAGUUCAUGGGGGUUCCUGUGGCACUUAGCGACUCGGGGAGUAGAGGUGUACAGCCCCCAAGAGACCUGGUCGCACAGCGAUCACGUGAGCGACCGGAAGUAAGUGAGCCUCCAGCAAAACGACAAACUACUGAACACGUACAGCGCGGGCGCCCACCUUUACGUCGACCACAACCAACACAAGAAAAAGACCAACAGUCGAAAACAGAGCAGAGGAAYGUUGUUAUGGAAGAGAAAAAAGACGAACGUAAAGUGGUAUACCGUGCAGGACGUCCCUCGUACUCUACCAAUAAAGGAUUGACAAGAAAUUCCGUACGUGUAGAAAUCGAAGAGGAUUUCACAUGGAGAUGUAAUUUAUGUUUCAAAGCGUUUGCUGUGAGAGAACAACUGGAAGAGCAUCAAUGUAAUGGACUUCAAAGUGCAAAAAACCUUAUUUGUCCGCACUGUAGUCAAGGUUUUACGCAUCCGGUAGAGUUUAGGAACCACGUAGAAUCUCAUGCGAAUGAAAGACCGUUUCGUUGCGGUUAUUGCACACGAGCGUUCCCAAACGCAGCUUUGCUGAACCAACACGUAAGAGUACACAUUGCUGAGAGUACGGCUGGGAAACUGGGACUGAGACAUGACAGAGUGUCACGUGAGCUACAAUAUUGAAUUAAUACGUUCAUGAAUAACGCAGUGCAUUGUGUGAUUCAGAGGUAUUAACGAAUCAUGCCAUGAAGGAUAGUGACUAUUGGUCAUUAUUUAUAAAUAUCAUCAACGAUACAUYCUACACAUUGCCGUUGCUCCUAAGACGAAAACAUGAUGCAUUCUGGGUUUCUAUGAGACGAUGUCGUGAUGCAUUGUGGGUUUCUAAACCAUGCCGCUGUUUUGAAAAUUCGCCGARAUGUAUUCUGGGAACAUUGCCGARAUUUACGAUGCAUCCUGGGUAUCUGUACACUAUCACUAAUUUCUUGAUAAUUCACCAAAAUGCCUUCUGGGUAUAUUGUCGUCUUUGGAUAAGCUGCCGUGGUGCAUUCUGGGUUGGACCAUGGAAGUGAUUUACAUCACACUCACAUUCGCUACAUUACGAAUAAGCCAAAAUAGAAUCGAAAAUAAUGAAUAAUUAUUCUUAUUAUUUAUUAAGACAUGCCUGACAAACCCGUGAAAAAUACUUUUCGUCAUUUGGUAUUUCAGCAAUUUUCUAUUGUUUUUAUGUGUUUCACGGAGUUCAGCUCCAUUCUCUGGCAUACUCAUAGCUAGGACUAAUACAAACGCGUUUUAUACUUCAUUUUCACGGGUUUAGAGCAGCAACUGUAUAAUUUGUUACAGCCGGACAGCAUAUCAUGCAUAGGUGACUUGUAAAUUWACAUGUUGUACAUAUCACUGUUAAUAAAUUGCUACCAUGCCGUAUUGAUAUCGCU